AUGAAGAGACUGCAACUCCAAAGAUGGAGCAGCUCAGUCCUUUCGCCGCGGGCUCGGACUGUUAACCGUCUGCAUCAACACAUCUACGGGCAACGGUAUCAAUCGACCGCUCUACCGGUCCAAACCCGUGAUGAUCAGACAACAUCGAUUUUUGAAUCAGCGCCUCUGGAUGACCAAUUGACACAGAUUGUCAAGGACUCCCACAUCCGCCACUCGCAGCUCCAAUAUCCCUCUCCCCCAGUCGAAGCAGCUCGACAAUCUGCAAAACUUGCCGCUCUCCACGCUCGACUCUACCUACCCUCCAGAUUACCCAUCGAGACACUUGCACGAACGCUAGUCGAUGCAUCAGCGGAUCCGAACCCGAAUUUCAACAAUGCUUCGCUGGCCACUCUCGGUCACGACCUCCUUUCCUACUACGCAACCGAGCACCUUAUUUGCACCUACCCUCGCCUGCCCUUGACCGUGAUCUUCGCCGCCAUGUAUGCAUACGCGGGGCCCAAGACUCUUGCCGCGAUGGCACGAGAAUGGGGUGUAGACUUGGCUGCGUUGCCCGGCGGUGAGGUCGAUCCCGGUCUCUUGCAGUUCCAGAGGCUUGAGCCUGGCACCGAGCUUCCCUCGGGCCCGACCCACCCCACAACACGCCCAUAUGAAGCACAGAAGAACUGGAGGAAAACGGUCACUUCUAAGAUUUUCUACGAUGAUGAAUUCGGUGACCCGCUCAAGGGGAUCAAGCAAUCUGCAGCAGGUGUCACCACCGAGCAAGCAAGCGCCGAAUUUGUCCGAGCUGUCAUGGGCGCCAUCUACUUGCACGCUGGCCGCGCCGCUGCCAAGCGAUUCUUCGAACAACACUUCCUUUCACGACACCUCAACAUUUCAGAAUUGUUCAACUUCCAGGCGCCAGCCCGUGACUUGACCCGGUUGUGCGCUCGUGAGAGCUUCGAGCGUCCAGUCGCCAAGAUCAUCAGUGAGACUGGUCGUAAGAGUAGACACCCCGUCUUUGUGGUCGGUAUCUUUUCUGGUCAGGAUAAGCUUGGGGAGGGCGCUGGCGCCAGUCUGAUGGAAGGCCGCGAGCGUGCUGCUGUGGCCGCGCUUAAGGGUUGGUAUCUCUACAGCCCGCUUUCUGUGCGCGUUCCCAGUGCGAUGGAGGAGCCAUCGGCCGCGCCUUGGAAGCCGGUCCACGUUGACCUGGGUGAGGUCAUUGUUUAA
Penicillium digitatum Pd1 is the source of this 1206-nucleotide messenger RNA. RefSeq names its product mitochondrial 54S ribosomal protein mL44. Gene Ontology annotation, cellular component: mitochondrion. NCBI's taxonomy places the organism in Eukaryota, Fungi, Ascomycota, Eurotiomycetes, Eurotiales, Aspergillaceae. Gene Ontology annotation, biological process: RNA processing. Gene Ontology annotation, molecular function: ribonuclease III activity; double-stranded RNA binding; structural constituent of ribosome. The record is from RefSeq and is a predicted model, not a curated record.